AUGACUGGUAAGCUCCGAGCUUCAUUAUUUGAUGAGGAAGAUUGCCAGAGUGGGAUUAUAGAGACUGAGGAUUCUAUUGUGGAUUCAAAAGAAUCGUUUAUAAAUGACAAAAUAUCUCUAGAUAGUAUUUUUGGGAGGGAAUUGAUUAAUAGUAUUAAGAAUGAGAAGAAAUCUAAGAAAAUGAAGGUAGACUCAAAUGUUCAGCAGAAAUUAUCAUUUAAUUUGGAAUCAAAAAACACACCUAGCAUUAAAAAUAGAUGCACAAAGCUAGAGAAAGUUCCUGAAAACGAGGAGAAAGAAAAUUUCCAUCUAAAAACUUGCUCUGAGAGUUUAACUAAAAAGAUAAAGUCUGGUAAUUCUGGAUUUUUUUCCCCAUUUUCUAUUAAUGUUACAAUUGGGAAUGACGAUAUUCAAAGCCCAAUGUUUGAUCCUUGUAAAAUAAACAAGGAAAAGAUAAUCGCAAAGGGAAAGAGUAAUUCAAUAUUGUUUUCUGUAUUGGCUGAUGCUUUCUCAAGGAUAGAACAGCUCAAAGGAAGUGGUUCUGGAAGUAAAAAAGGAUGCAUUGUAAUUCUGGCAAAUUUGUUUAGAAUGAUAAUACAACAUAAUCCAAGCGAUUUAAUAUAUGCAGUUUAUAUUUGCAUGAACAAAGUAGCUCCCGACUACGAAGGAAGGGAAUCCGGAAUUGGGGAUUCUAUUUUAAUUAAAUGUAUAUCUGAGUCAUCCAGCCGUUCUGAGAAGAAGAUUAAAGAAGAUCAAAUAAGUGGAAAGUUUGAGGAUCUGGGUGAAAUUGCAGCAAACAGCAAAAAACAGAUCAGGCUUCUCUUUGAGCCACCAAGAUUGACAGUACAUGAUGUUUAUAUUGAGUUGUAUUCACUAACAGAAAUUUCAGGUAAACAAUCUCAACAACUUAAAAAAGAUAAGAUUAAAAAGUUAUUAGUUUCAGGCCAGCAGCAAGAAGUUAAAUAUAUAGUAAGAUUUUUACAAGGAAGAUUAAGGAUUGGAAUACAACAGACUACUGUCUAUCAGGCCUUGGCAAGUGCGUUUGUCUUAACCAAAAAUAUCCCAGAAAAUGAAAUGAAUAGUUUUUCUGAUUACAGACUUAUACAAAAUGAGAAAAAAUAUAAGAACUUACAAGAGUUAGAUUCUGAAAUACUUGACAUGGAAAACUCACUCAGAUCAUCCCUUUGCCAACUUCCAAAUAUUGAAAAAAUCAUUAAAGUUGCUAUUCAAGGUGCUUCUAGUGAUGAGAUAUCUGAUCAAUGUAAAUUAACUACUGGAAUACCUUGUGAGCCAAUGUUGGCAAGACCUACAAAAGGCAUUAAUGAAGUACUUAGUAGAUUUGAAAACAUUCUCUUUACUGCUGAAUAUAAGUACGAUGGUGAAAGAGCUCAAAUACACGUAUAUAAGGACAAAUCUAAUAAAAGAGUGAUCAAAAUUUUUACUCGUAAUUUGGAAUCUGCCACAGAUAGGUAUCCAGAUUUAAUACAGUACUUGAAUCAGUCACUUAGUUCGGAUGUAGAAGAUUGCAUUUUAGACUCUGAGGUUGUUGCGUACUCCAAGAAUGAGGAGAAAAUUUUACCCUUUCAAGUUUUGAGUACUAGAAAAAGGAAGAAUGUUGCUUUUGAUGAUAUUCAAAUCCAGAUUUGCCUAAUGAUCUUUGACUGUAUGGAAUUUAAUGGAGAAUCUUUGCUGAAAAAAUCUUUAUUUGAAAGGAGACAAUAUAUGAGAAAAUGCAUCAAUCAGGGCCAGUCUGAGUAUAUUAAAUUCACUACAAGUACUGAAACCGACAAACUUGAGCUUUUGGAUUCGUUCCUCUCAGAGUCUAUUGAAAAUAACUGUGAAGGACUUAUGGUCAAGACUUUGCAUGAAAAUGCGAGCUAUGAACCCUCAAAAAGAUCUCUUAAUUGGUUAAAGAUUAAAAAGGAUUAUGUUGAUGGGCUUACAGAUAGUAUAGAUGUUGUCCCUAUUGCAGCGUGUUAUGGCAAAGGUAAGAGGAAUGGCGUUUUUGGGACCUUUCUUUUAGCUGUAUAUAAUACAGAUGAGGAGGUAUAUGAAACACUUUGUAAAGCAGGUACAGGUUUUUCUGACGAAAUUUUGCAAUCAUUGUUUGCAAGUUUAAAGAAUCACAUAAUUGAAGAAGGGGCUCCAAAAAGUUACUAUAGGUUUGAUUCAAAUGGACAAUUAUCUUCACUUAAGCAAGAUGUUUGGUUUGAACCAAAAUUUGUAUGGGAAGUUAAAGGUGCAGACCUUUCAUUAUCACCUGUGCAUACAGCAGCAAUAGGAAUUGUCGAUGAAAACAGAGGAAUAGGACUUCGGUUUCCGAGGUUUAUAAGAGUCAGAGAUGAUAAAUCUCCAGAACAGGCUACUACAUCAGUUCAGAUUGUUGAAAUGUACAACAACCAGUUAAUAACGGCGAAAAAUGAGGUUAAUAUGAAUGAUGAUCAUUUUAAUGAGGAUGAUUAG
Molecule: messenger RNA, 2463 nt
Organism: Cryptosporidium ubiquitum
Lineage: Eukaryota; Apicomplexa; Conoidasida; Eucoccidiorida; Cryptosporidiidae
Product: DNA ligase I
Exons: 1
Coding region: 1-2463 (820 amino acids)
Biological process (GO): DNA repair; DNA biosynthetic process; lagging strand elongation
Cellular component (GO): mitochondrion; nucleus
Molecular function (GO): DNA ligase (ATP) activity; ATP binding; DNA binding
Source: RefSeq, a predicted model, not a curated record